Molecule: messenger RNA, 714 nt
Organism: Penicillium roqueforti
Lineage: Eukaryota; Fungi; Ascomycota; Eurotiomycetes; Eurotiales; Aspergillaceae
Gene: tpcF
Product: glutathione S-transferase tpcF
Exons: 1
Coding region: 1-714 (237 amino acids)
Source: RefSeq, a predicted model, not a curated record
AUGUCACCCACAAUCAAACCCAUUCAGCUCUAUGGUGGCAUUCUUGGCCCAAAUCCCCUCAAAGUGGGAAUCAUCCUCACGCUCCUCGAAGUACCAUUUGAAUCCGUUCCAGUCGGCUUCGCUCAAGUCAAGGAACCCGAGUACGAAGCGAUCAAUCCAAAUGGGCGCCUACCUUCGAUCCAUGACCCAAACACCAACCUGACCAUCUGGGAGAGUGGCGCUAUUAUUGAAUACCUCAUAGAGCGCUACGACACCAACGAACCCCGCAAGCUCAGCUUUACACCGGGCAGCGCAGAAGCCGAGCUUGCACGCUCGUUUCUCCACCUCCAAGUCUCUGGUCAAGGGCCGUACUACGGACAAGCUUAUUGGUUCAAGAGAUACCACGCGGAGAGGCUCCCUAGCGCAGUGAAGCGCUAUGUUGAAGAAGCGAAACGUGUGACGGGUGUGCUUGACAAGUGGUUGGGCAAGCAGAAGGAGGCCAACGACAAGCAUGUUGGGGAUGGUCCCUGGUUGGUUGGCAACAAGAUGUCAUACGCUGAUAUAGCGUUCAUUCCUUGGCAAAAGGCGGCACAUACAGUACUCGUUGAUGAAGGGUUCGACGUUGAUGAGUUCCCAAACGAGAAGCAGUGGCUUGAGCGCAUGAUCUCAAAGGAGCCCAUCAAGGCUGUUCUGGAUUCUGCAGAUGAGCAGAUGGCCAGUAUGUCGAAGAAGUGA